Messenger RNA from Chrysemys picta bellii (western painted turtle), 1568 nucleotides. RefSeq names its product spermatogenesis and centriole associated 1 (gene SPATC1). The record is from RefSeq and is a predicted model, not a curated record. Gene Ontology annotation, molecular function: protein kinase A regulatory subunit binding. Lineage: Eukaryota; Metazoa; Chordata; Testudines; Emydidae. Gene Ontology annotation, cellular component: centrosome. Gene Ontology annotation, biological process: spermatogenesis.
UUACAUCACAAUGUCUGCCAGGUGCCCUGCUCAUGUCAUCACCACCGGCCAGCCACCAUCCCAGCAGUGGAGGCCAGAGGGGGGCGCAUGGCCAGCUCCCAGUCCACCUAAGCCCCUGAAAUCCCUUUCCCCAUGGCGUCGCUGGCAGGCGCAAGCCCCCUUUCUCCGGGGAUGGCCGUGAUCAGCUGCUACGAGCGGCUGAGAAUGGAGAUCCAGGCACUGAUCACUGAGAACAAGGAGCUCAGGAAGCUAGUGGACUUGAUGAAAGAGAACCAGGAGCUGAAAAACGUCCUGCGGAACCAGUCGCUGAGCGGCGAGACGUCACUGUCCACGGUCGCCUCCAGCAGGUCCAAUGAGAGACAGCAAACCGGUGUCCUCAGCCCAGCCUCCACAGACAGCGUCCCCCACAACGUCUCGCCAUGGGACUCCAACCUCAACGACACGGUCUUCACCGAAGAGAUGCCCUUGCUCCCGCAGAGUGCCUCCUCCCCCACCAGCAGGGUCGCCCCCGUCAGCUUCCAUAUGCCCCCGACCCCACAGGACCCCCAGCGCCCACCGGACGUCAGGCCCAAGGAGAUGACGCGCAAGGUCUUCCGAGCCGCCGAUAGGCCCCAGACACAAGGGGCCACUUCCAAGCCCAGCCUGGCCAAAGGUAAGCGGCCGCUACUGUGCGGCCUGCGGGUCGUGGUCACAAGCGGGCGACUCCCUGACCGGCGUUCCUGGGGCCUUGCAGAUCACAACCAGCUAACCUGGGAACGCAUCGUGGGGGAAAUCGCCUUUCAGCUGGAUCGCAGGAUCCUCUCCAGCAUCUUCCCCGAGCGUGUGCGGCUCUACGGCUUCACCGUCAACAACAUCCCUGAGAAGAUCAUCCAGGCAUCCACCAACCCCAUCUCCAAUCAGGUGGAUGAGCAGCAGUGCACAGCGAUGACGCGGCGCUACCUGGAAAUCAUGAACCGCCUGAAGGCGGUGGGGUACAACCCAUGCAUGCACCCCAGCUUCACCGAGUACAUCGUGAACGCCUACGGCAUUCUGCGGGAGCGGCCAGAGCUGGCCGCCUCUGAGAGCGGCUCCUACAACAACGUGGACUUCCUGCGCAAGGUGGUGCUGGAGACGGUGCCCGAACCCGUCCGGGACAACGCUGUCAUUCUGCUUGAGUGCCUCGCCCAGCUGGCCAAGGAUGACGGCAAGCCCAUGUUCAUCUGGUGAGCCCAGGCCGGCCUGCCCGUGCGCCGCAGCGAGCCAAUUAAACAUUCAGCAAAAGGCCCGAUGCCCCAGAGCUUCAUUUGAGACCAACGCGGCACGAGAGCCAAUGAACUUUAGACCAACGCUCUCCGGGCCUCGUCUCCAAGCCGUGCCCAGGACCAGCCCCCGGGUAGUCUCGGCACAUUAGGUGACAGUCCCAAGGGGGUUUCUGUGAUCAAACCCGUCACAGGGCACCCAAAACUGGACGUGAUACUCCAGGUGUGGCCUCACCAGUGCCCAAUAGAGAGGAAUAAUCACUUCCCUCGAUCUGCUGGCAAUGCUCCUACUAAUGCAACUCAGUAUGAUGUUAGCCUUCUCGGCAACAA